Cokeromyces recurvatus is the source of this 1081-nucleotide messenger RNA. RefSeq names its product fork head domain-containing protein. The coding region runs from base 178 to 942 and encodes 254 amino acids. The transcript has 3 exons. Gene Ontology annotation, molecular function: RNA polymerase II cis-regulatory region sequence-specific DNA binding; DNA-binding transcription factor activity, RNA polymerase II-specific. Gene Ontology annotation, cellular component: nucleus. Gene Ontology annotation, biological process: regulation of transcription by RNA polymerase II. NCBI's taxonomy places the organism in Eukaryota, Fungi, Mucoromycota, Mucoromycetes, Mucorales, Mucoraceae. The record is from RefSeq and is a predicted model, not a curated record.
CUUUUUUUUUCUCUUCUUCUUCUUCUUCUCUUUUUUUAUAAUCUCAUCAGCUUAUAUACGUUUAGAUAUAAAUCUAUUGAUCUAAAAGCGUUUGAAUUUUACUAUCCAAUAUAUUUCUACGUUUCAAAGUUGUUGACGAUUUAUACGAUUUUUAUAUUACAUCUGCUCAAUUAUUUAAUGCAAUAUUUAACAUCGAAAAAUAUGUCUACCAUACCUACCCCUCAAAUUCACAAAAUAAAUACUCCUACGGAUACACCGUGGAGGAAGUCAUCAGCUCCUACUAUGACAGAACAAUAUUUUAAUAAUAUAAUUAAUAGUUCAACUAAUACUCAGUCUGAUUUAAAUGUGAAGAGUACAUGCUUAUCUGAUGAAUCUGCCUCUUCUAAAGCUCGUGUUUGUACCUCUGAUAUGUGUGUGAAAAAAAAUACUGAAGGAAAGCCGCCAUACUCGUAUGCAACAUUGAUAAAAUAUGCCAUUGAGCGUAGUGCAGAUAACAAAUUGACUCUAAGCCAAAUAUACCAAUGGGUUAUUGAUCAUUAUCCAUAUUAUGCGACAGCCGGAUCUGGAUGGAAGAACUCUAUCCGUCAUAAUUUAUCCUUGAAUAAAAGUUUCGUUCGUAUCCCACGUCCAGUUAAUGAACCAGGUAAAGGUUCUUAUUGGACUGUAGACCAGUACGCAGCUGAAACUGAUACAAAAACAAGAUCUUCUCGUAGUCGUUCUAAUAGAUCAAAUAGCGAUACUUGUUUAACUGGUCAACGAAAUGUUAAUAAUUCUUGGUUACUUGGUCGUAAUCCUCGUGAUAAUAGAACACUUUCGAAAGUUAUCCAUAUGGUAAUUAUCGUCGCAAUGUUCGUCAGAAUUAUGGGUAUCAAAACUAUCAAUAUCAGCAACGACUUCCUUCACAUGAAUCUCUCUUGUCUACCAGGCAUAAUUCCUCUGUAACUUAUAGCUUACCUUCUUCAGUUAAUCAAUCUUCUUCAUUCCCACAAAGCAAUUAUGCUAACAUUCAACUUUACCCAUUUCAACAACAGCAACAGCAGCAACAGCAGCAACAACAGCAACAACAGCAACAGCAAUCCUU